AUGAGUACUGAUAAAAUUGAACGACCGAGUUAUUGGAAUUGCGAUGGCUGUAAUAGAAUCAUUUUUGAUGGUGAAUUUCGUUUUAAUUGUACUGUCUGUGAUGAUUAUAAUUACUGUGAAACAUGUGCAAUGACGAUACGUCCAUCGCAUCCUCAUCAAAUGACAAGUGAAUUGGCAUAUGGACCGGCAAAGAAUAGUGAAUGGAGACCAAUGAAUAUGAUAAAUGGUAUUCAAAGAGCAUUUUAUAUUUAUAGUAAUCGUUAUUGUAUGGGUAUUAGAAAUUUUGAUAAAACAAAUCCUUCAAUAUAUACGAAUUCAUAUUCAUGGAUGACAUAUAAAACUGUAGGUGAUCGAACAAAAAAUUUUGGUCAUGGCCUACGACGUUUAAUUGAACCACGUGGUUAUCUUAGUAUUUGUGCAGCAAAUCGACCUGAAUGGAUAAUUACUGAUUUUGCAUGCAUACUUCAGAAUAUUAUCACUGUUCCAAUUUAUUGUUUGUUUAAUGAUCAUGAAAUUGCUUAUAUUAUUAAUAAUACUCAAGCGUCUGUAGUAGUUUGUGAUAAACAAAUGCUAUCUAGAUUUAUUCGAUUGAGUGUAGAAUGUCUAUCACUUCGUCAUGUCGUAUGUAUGGAUUCUAUUUCCGAUACAAUGUUAGGUAAGUGUUAG
Messenger RNA from Rotaria sordida, 666 nucleotides. Lineage: Eukaryota; Metazoa; Rotifera; Eurotatoria; Philodinida; Philodinidae. The record is from the annotation of a GenBank genome assembly.